CUAAACCUCAAUUCCUCCGCCGCUUCAUCAUCUCUGCAACUUCUCUAUAAGAUCUCAAUCGAAAUUCCUCUCGCCGUAAAAACCCUUUAACCAGUUCUUCACAAGAACACCAUCAACCCCAAAAAUGUCUGAACUUGUCAUCUCCCGUUCAGAGAAAUCAAAGAAAAACAAACCCCAAAAAGAAGAUGAUGAAGAAAUUGAAGAAAUCAAGACCCAGAAAGGAGAAGAAGGAGAUUAUCUAAUCAAACCCCAGAGUUUUACCCCAACUCUGGACACAUCCCAAUGGCCGAUUCUUCUCAAGAACUAUGAUAAGCUCAAUGUCCGUACGGGUCACUAUACACCACUCCCAUCAGGUUAUUCACCACUGAAACGACCAUUAGCUGAAUACAUAAGGUACGGUAUUAUUAAUCUUGAUAAGCCUGCUAAUCCGUCAUCGCAUGAAGUUGUUGCUUGGAUUAAACGUAUUUUGCGUGUCGAAAAAACAGGGCAUAGUGGUACUUUAGAUCCUAAAGUAACUGGGAAUUUGAUUGUUUGUAUUGAUCGUGCUACUCGUUUAGUUAAGUCCCAGCAAGGUGCAGGGAAAGAGUAUGUUUGUAUUGCUAGAUUGCAUUCAGCUGUGCCAGAAAUGACGAAAGUUGCUAGGGCACUUGAGACUUUGACAGGGGCCGUUUUUCAAAGGCCGCCGCUGAUAUCUGCUGUUAAGAGACAAUUGCGUAUUAGGACUAUCUAUGAGAGUAAAUUGCUUGAAUAUGAUGCUGAGAAACAUUUGGUUGUGUUUUGGAUUUCUUGUGAAGCGGGGACUUAUGUCAGGACAUUGUGUGUUCAUUUGGGUUUGAUGUUGGGUGUGGGUUCACAUAUGCAAGAGCUUCGUAGAGUUCGGUCAGGGAUUUUGGGUGAGAAAGAGAACAUGGUUAGUAUGCAUGAUGUGAUGGAUGGGCAAUGGGUUUAUGAUAAUUACAGAAGUGAGGAUUAUCUGAGGCGUAUUAUUAUGCCGUUGGAAGUUCUGUUGACUAGUUAUAAGAGAUUGGUUGUCAAGGAUUCCGCUGUUAAUGCUAUUUGUUAUGGUGCUAAAUUGAUGAUUCCUGGUUUAUUGAGGUUUGAGAAUGAUAUUGUUAAUGGCGAAGAAGUUGUUUUGAUGACAACUAAAGGAGAAGCAAUUGCUCUGGGUAUUGCUGAAAUGACAACUGCUGUUAUGGCAACUUGUGAUCACGGUGUGGUUGCGAAAAUCAAGAGGGUUGUGAUGGAUAGAGAUACUUACCCAAGGAAAUGGGGAUUGGGUCCUAAAGCUUCAAUGAAGAAGAAGUUGAUUGCUGAGGGUAAGUUGGAUAAGCAUGGGAAGCCAAAUGAGAAGACCCCUGCUGAGUGGAAUAGGAAUAUUGUUCUUCCAACUGGAGGCGAUGCUAUGGUUGCAGGACAGGCUGCUUUGAAUGAUCCGGUCAAGGAAGAUGUUGCUGUGGUAGAGGAAAAGAAGGAGGAGAGGGAUGGAGAUGAUGGGGAGGACCGUAAGCGUAAGCUAGAUGAAACCACUGACAGCCUUGCUCCAGUUACUGCUAAGAAGGCAAAGGUUGAGGAAGUGGUUGAAGGGGAGAAGAAAGAAAAGAAGAAAAAGAAAAAGAAGGAUAAGGAGGAGAAUGGUGAUGCCGGUCUUGCUUCUGAUCAGGAGAAAUCUGAGAAGAAGAAAAAGAAGAAGAAAGACAAGGAGGAGAAUGAUGCUGCUGCCGUUGCUUCUGAUGAGGAGAAGUCUGAGAAGAAGAAAAAGAAGAAGAAAGACAAAGAGAUUGAGAAGAGUGAACACGUGACAUCUGAUGAGGAGAAGUCUGAGAAGAAGAAGAAGAAAAAGAAGAGUAAGGGUGUCGAGGACGAUAAUCAAGAAGAUGGAGAAAGAAGCAAAAAGAAAAAGAAAGACAAGAAAAAGAAGAAUAAGGAAGCAGAGGAUUAAAGGUAACUUGCACAAACCACUGAUUGCAUUGGAUAUAAGCGCCUCUAUACUCAUAUUUACUUAAGUUUGCCUCUGACUGAGCAUCCAAAGCUUAUUUAUAGCUUUGAGCAUGUUUGCUUCGGACGUAAUUUUUCACUAAUAAGUUUUAAUUAUUGUUAUUUGAUAAACUUGUUUUUAAGUAGGCUAGAAAAUAUUUUCAGACAUGGUUUCGUUGUCUUAUAUUCGUAUGUAACACAAUUCACUCCCAUAUUGUGUUUACUUGAUCUUGUAAGAUCAACACGAAUUCUUAGUUCAAUUUCUUUUACAUGCA
Molecule: messenger RNA, 2249 nt
Organism: Papaver somniferum (opium poppy)
Lineage: Eukaryota; Viridiplantae; Streptophyta; Magnoliopsida; Ranunculales; Papaveraceae
Product: H/ACA ribonucleoprotein complex subunit 4-like
Exons: 1
Coding region: 125-1939 (604 amino acids)
Biological process (GO): mRNA pseudouridine synthesis; box H/ACA sno(s)RNA 3'-end processing; snRNA pseudouridine synthesis
Cellular component (GO): box H/ACA snoRNP complex
Molecular function (GO): pseudouridine synthase activity; RNA binding
Source: RefSeq, a predicted model, not a curated record